ACUGCAAAAAAAACAUAAAAAGCCAUCGACAAGUAAAAAACAAAAACGUUUAAAUAGUUCAUAUAAUAAAAGUACAAUAAAAGCAACUACACUAAAUAUGAUAAAAUUUACCAAAAAUGAACGCAAGUCAUUAACAACAAUGAAAACGCCAACAAUGAUGAUGGUGAUGACGACGUUGUCGUCGACAACAACGUUAACAUUGGCCAUUAUAAUGGCAAUUACUCUAUUCAACAGUAAAAUAAUUACAACGCAAGCACAAGGUCAUAUAUCCGUCGAUGAAGAUUUCUCAAGACUGUUAGGCAAAUGUAAAAUGUUUGAUGAAGAUUUUGAUUCUUGUAUGAAGGAUGUAUUUAAUGAUUUGAGAGCAUAUUUUCCAACUGGGGUACCUGAUUAUCACAUAAAACCUUUUGAUCCGCAUAGGGCCUCUUUUGUGGAGAUACGGCGUGGUGAUCAAAAAGGUUUGGCUGGUUUCAAAUUAAUUCUACGUAAUGUUACGGAGUAUGGUUGGACACAUUCAGAAGUUACCAAAUAUCAUACAGAUCAUGAACAAAAUCGUAUAAUUUAUUCUCAGUAUUUUCCCGAAAAGAGUCUGGAUGGUUGGUAUGAGUUUUCGGGUACAGUUUUUGGUACACCAAUUAAGAGAAAAGGUUUUUGGAAUAUGACUUUAUAUGAUUACAGUCAAACUACCAGCGUUAGACGUUUAGGUGAACCGGGUUCACUCUUAAAAGUUCACAUCGAAAUUGAUCGUAUUGGCGGUUUAAAGAUGCAUAUCUCAGAUGCCCUAGUUCCUGGUCGUGCUAGAUUGGACAAUGUUUCGGAUGGUGUUAUCAAUAGUAUGUGGCAGAUAGGUUUGCCAUUUAUUAAGCCCAUAAUAAAUGAUCUUAUUAGUUCGGCUUUUACGGAUAUAUUUAAUGAAUCCUUUAGGUAUUUCCCAAUGGAUCGUUUCUUGAGAUAUUCAUGAUUUGUGGUUUGGAACAUUUAGUAGUAGUAUUUUAAAUUGUUAUUCAAGUCAUAAUUGUUGCCUUUUUAAAACGACUGUUAUAUUAGUUAGUAGGAAAAAUUUAUGGUUUUUUAUCUAAUCUUUUUUCAAUAAAAUACUCAUUAUGCGAUAGAAUUUAUAAAAAACUAGAUGUUUUUUUUAAAGAAAGAAU
Lucilia cuprina (Australian sheep blowfly) is the source of this 1151-nucleotide messenger RNA. RefSeq lists its product as uncharacterized. The transcript is spliced from 4 exons. The record is from RefSeq and is a predicted model, not a curated record. NCBI's taxonomy places the organism in Eukaryota, Metazoa, Arthropoda, Insecta, Diptera, Calliphoridae. Bases 98 to 961 code for a protein of 287 amino acids.